UCUUGAGAUCUUGGUUUUCACGUUUUUAAAACUACUAUCGGCCGGCGGGUUCUCUGUACUUCUGUGACGUUGGCGUGUCUGCGUGAUCGAUUCAGGCGCAAGCGCAGCAGAUCUCUUUUUUUGAUACCGAUGUGAGAUCAGAACCGUGUAGUAGGGCGAAGAAAAUGGACGCAGUCGCAGAAAAUUGUCUGGCGGCGUGCGCGCAUGACCGCACAGCAUCUCGGACACGAUGUCAUCUGGAGACACCCCCUGAAGAGACAGCCUACGGGUGGGCCAGCUGGAGGCAGUGGCUCGCGGGUCCUUGUUCCCGACAUAAUGAAGGAGAUGCACCGUCGUGGCCACGGGGCAGUGGCACUGAGGCAACAGCGAAAGGUUGUCCUGCAUCCAGCUCUUGUUCGUCGACAGCUCCAGCUGCAUCAGCACGUUUGGGCGGAAGAAAACGCCGACCUGCUCUGUCGCAAGAACAGCGAGCAGCACAGGCACUCGCAAAGCGAAAAUCGAGAAUAGAAUUGACACCAUGUAGGAGCUACUCAUCCCCGCUGCGUGAAAUAGCACCACCGCCGGAAGUCGACCCGCAAAAUAAUUUUCGAGAGGAGGGAAACGUGGAUGCGCCACAAGAGCGAGCAGACCAGCGCCCUCCUCUCCGAAGGAGAGUCGACGGCUUUUCGAUACCAGAAAAUGACAAAGAGGCACCACGUACACGAACGAGCUUUUGCGGAACAUCAAGGAGCAAGCUCAGCGGAGUUGUUCUGUGGUUUCACCUGUUCUAUCUGCUCUUCUUUGAAGCCUCACGGUCAGGAUUUCUCCCCCUUGCUCAAGCGCAGCGACAGCGACGACCCGACGAGGCGCUGCCCGCGGGGCUCGAAAGGUGGAUCGGACGCGACGAGUGCGACGAGAAGAAUGGUUGGGUCCAAUUUUACCACAGCUUCGCGCGCGGCAUCCAGCAGGCGCAAAGCAACAACGUUAUCUCACCCGCGAUGCUCGGGGAGCUGCAAAACGGCACGCUGCCAGAGCGGAAUGGCGAGGUGAUUGGCAAAGACGAGAGCGCCAUCGCAAUUCUCCGCGAACUCACGGACAACUUUCUGAAGUUGCCGGAGAAAGCCUUUCAGUGCGGGACCGCGAUGAGCAGCGUCUUUUCCAUGCUCAGCACGCUCUACGACAGCGUAAACCUCCCGGUUUUAGCGCUCCGGGCCAUGCAGCACGCCAGCAUAUUCGGCUCGUAAGUUGUGAUGUUGCGCUACUUUUGCCGCUUGGUUUUCAAAAUGGACGACAACUUGGAGAAUUUGCGUCCGUCCCCUGAAAAAGUCUUUUCAUUUCAUCUACUUAUCAGGUUCGAUUACCAAAUGAAGGGCGAGGACUACAUCGACCAGUCCCCGUGGCUACCAAGUGCAAAAAUGUCUGGGUCUGGAAGAAUGCAACUAGUGAUGCUGCAUUUGGAUUCCAAAAAAAAAUCUGUAUUGCAUGACUACCAAAGGGAAUGCAAUUUUUGCUACGCUGAGAAGGCAUUUGUCAUGCGGAAUAGGCAUCAAGAAGCCCUCAGACAGUCUGUAUUGCUAGGGUAUGCAUCACAGACAUCAGGGCCCAUGCAAAACGUGCACGACAAGUGUCAGAAUUUUCCAGACCCAGACAUUUUUACAGUUGAUAAUGGCCAAUAACCUGGAAGGAAAGCAUCGAGCUCUCCUUAAAGCGCAUGGACCGCGUUAUCAAAAGUAAAAAUGUCUGGGUCUGGAAGAAUGCAACUUGUCAUGCUAAAUCUGAAGCAUGCAAAAAUCUGUGUUGCAUAAUUACCAAAAGUCGUCCAGUUUUGACUAAGUCGGGAGGCAGUUUCUCAUGCAGGAUAGGCAUGAGAAAGAUCGCACAGAAUCUGUCAUGCUAGGUCCUGCAUUCCAGACCUCAUGGGUCACGAAAAAGAUGCAUGACAAAUCGCGCAUUCUUCCAGACCCAGACAUUUUUACAUUUGAUACGCGUGCAGAAGCUGCAACGCGCGGAGAGCUGGCGCCGGGAAAAGCUCCCCAGGAGACCCAGUGCACCGAAGUUGAAGGUUCGAUUUGUAUGCUACAAGAGAGAGAUGGGGACUCUGAUUACGUUUUUUUGUCGCUCGCAAAACUGGCUGCUGUUCGUUUGUUGCAUCUGAUUCGUUUUAUCAAAAUCUCUCACCAGAUUCUCAUCGUUUCGGUGUGCGAAUACAACAACGACGUGACGCCGCUGUACUCUUUGUCGCUUUGGAACAAGAAGCGCUAUGCCGAGAAGCACGGAUACGAAGUGCAAGUGCACGCGAAGGGGCCGCUGUUACAGGUAUACUUGCUUCACACUAGCUUCUACUUCGGCAUUGGAUCGCAAGUGCACGGUCAGAAACAUUUGUUUAAAGACGUGCGAACUUUCGUCGACGUAUUGCGACACAGCAAAGGCUUGUUUACCAUGAUUAUCAGGACCAAUUCGCCGGUCUGUAUGAAGAACCUCCGGCCCACCGCCCGCCCGCUUGGUCGAAGAUUGAUGCGGUGUUGCUAGGCUUGCGUGAGGGACACGACUGGGUCAUGUGGAUGGAUUGCGAUUCCUACUUCAUGGAUCAGGAGAUGGGCAUUAACGAGCUCAUCGACUACGUUCUGGAAAAAGAAGCGAAAAGUACAAUAAUUUGGUGCUUGUCUAGUAAUAAUCGCUUUGGAGGCAUAACAAGCGACAUAUGAAGAUGAAUCGUGAUCCUUAUCUAGUAUGUGUGACUAUCAAGAGUAAAAAUCAUCUCAGACGCCGAGCAGGAUACGGGGAGCAGUGCAAAGAAGCCUUUUUCCGAUCCCCCGCUACAAGAGUUUUUGAAAAAGUGGGACGCUGCACCGGGGACGCAGGAAAGCUUCGACAAGAUGCUGGCUUCAUCCGACGGUCUGGACCAAACAAAUAUCGGUUGGGACGAUUGGUUGAUACAUCCAACAUAUGAAAAAGACGGCCAGAAGAGAACAGAAUUGAUCGUGUCGGAGGACGGGCUCAUGCUUAACACUGGGAUCUUCUUCGUCAGGUAUCGGAUGCGUUUCACUCUUGUUGAAUUCGCUUGAUCAUAUGCAAAGUCCAUCAAAAUCGUCUUCCUGUUGAUCGUUCGAUUUUUUGAAAAAUUGCUUUGUGAAGAGACCUUCACAGUCUGAACUGUCAAAACGACGCGUUUCUCAGGUCGUCGGUCUGGGCGUGGCGCUUCUUCCAAAAAGUUCGACGGUUCACGUUUGGACCGCGGGCGCCGAUCACCCAGCACCCUUGGUGGGAGCAGACCGCGAUGGUGUACUUGAUUCAAAUGCCCUUCGCCAACGAGAAGCACUGGGCCGUCGCGCCGGCUGUGAGUUUGCUAGACCAGAAACACAUUAACCCCUACCCUCACUUGGUCUCUAGUGCGUUGCUGACGCACAUUGCAUACGAGGAGUCAGACUACAUUAUUUCCUUCUCCGGGUGCAAGAUCUACAGCUCCCAGGACGUCUGCAACGCGCUUUUCUUCAACUACUUUGCUGUGUCCGUCCCGAACUACAUGCAGAUCGAUGACCCCGUACUGCAAAAGUGGCUGCAGAAGGGUUUAAGGGUAUAGAAAAUGCAAUCCCAAGAACAAACUUAAAAAUUUUACAUGCUCUGCUCCGUGCGCGGAAAACAAACCGGGCGCAGCCUUUGCAUUAUCAAAAACGAAACCGCUUGCAGCUUCUAGAUGGUAGGGGUUACAGAAAUGCGCAAAAAGAUAUCGGCUUCAGAAAGUUCGGGGCUUGAAUUACAAGGCACGCUGGGAAGUAGUCAGAGGAUGCCCAGCCAAAACAUGCGCUUGCUUUUCAUGUUGCGCGCAGUGUGAAAAAUGGCGCCCCAAUAUUGGCGUAUUUGGCGCGCGCGCGCGGGUGCGCGGGCGCUUGCGUAGGACUGCCUGCAAGUAUGAGUAAUGCGCAGAACAAAACACAGAAAAAAGCGCAAAAAUAAGCAAAAUUUUGACCAUAUUUGCGCUGUCUUUUGCGCGCGCGAAAACUACCACGGCAACCGAGACCAUACCGUGGCGUCUAAGAAAUUUACAGCUAGUGAAAAACGCGUGGCUUUUUGCUGCAUAAUUCACAGCAAAAAAACAAGCAUUUUUCACAACGCAAAAAAAAGCAUCCGUCUUUAGAGCUCCGAUUUGUGAGAACUCUAUUUGCGGGUGCUUUUCCGGAAGCGUAUCUUGAGCUUUUCCGCGUGCUUGAACGUGCGCUGCAACAUGAUGUAGCGCAAAAAAAGCCACGCCAUCACGUUGAAGCAUCCGAAAAAGCUCAAGAAAUAGCAUAAAAAAGUUGCGGCUCCACGCCCGCGCGCGGAUAGUGUGUUUUUGGCCUGCAGCUGUUGUCUUUCAAUUGUUUCGCAGCUGGGGGCUAAAUCGGUUAGCGUGGUGUUGAUUCGGUUUUUCGUCGUGCUGGUGCAGCAAAAUUUCGCGCAUGUAAAAUUUUUAAGAUUGAAGAAGGAGUUGCAUUUUUUACACCUUUAAAGGGUGCGGAGAAGUACCGAUGACGCAGUGGCGUCUGGCCUCAACUGAGGCAUGUUCAGUGAGCCGGCACGUUGUGCGAGCAUCAGUCUCUGCGUUGCAGAAAAUAGCCCAGGUUGUGGUUAGUGUCACGAAAGCCAUUCUGAUGACAAGGGAAAAAGAUACGCAUUGAGAAAAGUUGAAUGCCAAAAGAUGAGAAAUCGAAAACAGUCCCUCCGACUGAGCCCCGACGGCAG
Molecule: messenger RNA, 4698 nt
Organism: Amoebophrya sp. A120
Lineage: Eukaryota; Dinophyceae; Syndiniales; Amoebophryaceae
Source: the annotation of a GenBank genome assembly